Molecule: messenger RNA, 2142 nt
Organism: Australozyma saopauloensis
Lineage: Eukaryota; Fungi; Ascomycota; Pichiomycetes; Serinales; Metschnikowiaceae
Exons: 1
Coding region: 1-2142 (713 amino acids)
Source: RefSeq, a predicted model, not a curated record
AUGAGUUCUGCUCCCACAUAUUCCCCCUUGCAGGCGCCUCUGUCGCAGCUCGGGAAACGAACACAUCGCCAUCGGCGCUCGGGCGCCAUCUCCGGCAACUUCGAUGCCGUGGGCCUUGGCCUCUUCUCGCCGCCCUCCAUCCCCAACGCGGCGCGUCAUUCUCCCCAUAGCCUGAACCCAAUCCCGCUGUCCGGAUCGCCCGGAAGCCAUCACCAUCUGCUUCUGUCGCUGAUGCUCUAUGGAUCAGGCGGCGGGAGUGGGGAAGAGUCCGACGUUUUGGACAGACACUUCAACUUCUGCAAUGAGGAAGAUUUCCGGAACAAGCCGGCUGACACAGACUUCGAGUUCCCGAAACGUAUUUCGGAUUUGCCCGCCCUGCCCUUUCUCUCUCCGGCCGCAAUCCAGUCGCCGCUGCGUAGACUCUCUGGAGGGUCUACGUUGCUCAACUCGCCGAUUCGCUUGCGCAACCGUCGGUCCGCCUCUUCCAUGAACGCUACCCCAAAGUUGUUUUUAACUGACGAAACAGUCAUGGAUGAACAUAAUGUGCCCGACGCGCUUAUAGACUUGGAUGAGAUUCUCAAUCCUGGCAACUUGCUGAUUGGUGAUCGGGCUGACUCCUUAAAUGGAGCUGAGCCUCGAUCAUUCCACGAUGAUGGUUUUUUCCAACUGUCUCGCCCGACCUAUUCUCUGCCCCUGACUUGUUUCUCGCCAUUCAGCUCGCCUGCCUACUUGAAGCAGCCAAUCCGCGAGCCAGCAAAUCGGGCCAUAGAAGAGGAGGACGACUCCGAAAUUCCAGCUGCUGAUCUUGUGCCCUGUGCGCCUUCUAUCACAUUUAAUACUCAGCGCCUUAAUUCUCUUUCGGCUCCAGCUACAGCCAGCACUUCGGAGAUGUAUGAGCUCUCGGUGAACUCUUCUAAUACCAGUUUGCCAAGCAUUGAGACCGGCUCUCAACGCAAUGCCUCUGCAACACUACUUGAAAAAUCAGUCUCCAAUUCGUCGCGUGAAUCCACUUUCUCUGGUCCUGGAUUCGCUAGAAGCAGUUCCAUCAAAAGAGCUAGUGGUGCCAUGGCAUCCAGAUAUCAAACGUUCUAUGAUCAAUCUAUUAAAAUAAGCUAUGCGCUCAAGAACACUUCUAAUGAGAAUGUCAACACUCCAAUUCCUAUCAGCACACCUAACCCAGCGUCUCACGAAGGCUUAUAUUAUACUCCUACAAGUCCUCAUUCAUUGACAUUUAACAGCUCCAUCGCCGAGAAUUUGGGUCACUCUAGCAGCAUGCCCUGUCUCAAAGUCAAUGGGCCUACAACGGGUGUACCUCGACACGUUGGGUCAUCCACCGGAAUUUCCGAGAUCCGAGCUCGCGAUGCCAAGUCUAUUCAAGUGCAGCAGCCUGUGCCCAACAAUCAUUAUGGACUAUAUCGGCCUCAAGAUGGACAUAUGCGAAAUAGUCUCGGUUAUAUAGUACACGCGGAACUGCCAUAUCGAAUAAACUCGAAGUUGGGUCUGUAUGUUGAGACUGCAUCACUCCCUGUCCACAGUCAUUAUGGCAACUCGUCAAGACAAAGAGAGAGAGACGACAGGAAGGCACUUGCUGCGCAAAGCUCAGCAAAAACGUCAUUAACGGAAAACUCGCAAAGUCCUUCUAGCCUCUAUUCUGAAGGCGUGUCUACAGUCAGCACAGCGGGAGAUCAUGGGACAGACCACUCAUCUCUUGCCUCGCAACCUGAACUCAUGCAUGGCGCCUCCAAGGCUGAUCGCGCAAUGUCAAGAAGUGUUACUCCUGUUAUUGUCGUGGAAAGUGUCAAUGCCACACCACUGUCAUAUGUCGAUCAUGAAAAACCUCCUCCAAGAGUGACUACACCAGUGUUAAGGAGUACCGAGCAAAUGAAACCCGCCAUUUCUAAUCGAUCAGAUGAGCAUAUUUCACCUACUCACAAGAAGAUUUUGCAAUCUACACAGAUACCCUCGUAUAGCCCUUCCAGGCGAAAGCCGAGGCUAUCCAAGAAAUCGGAGAAACCGAAGACAUCAAGCUCAAGUUUGAGUUCUCGUUCGUCAGUGCUGACUGAAAAAAACGCAGGUAAAGAGCACAAAAGAACUGGCUCUGGUCAUAGAUUGCUCUCCAACUGGUUCCGGAAAUGUGCAUGA